GGGCAGCUGCGCGCGGAGCAGGGGCUAGACCGGGAGCGCUGCAGUGGGGUCGACACGGCGCGGCGGUUGAGCGGUGGGCGGCUCCGGCGGGCGGGCGAGGACCCGGCGGAGCGGAGCGCGGCUUGUCCCCUCUCGAGCGGGGCACCCAGUGCAGCGCGGGACACACAGAAGGCGCUCAAUAAGUGCUGAGGGAAAGGAUGAAUGAAUGAACCCGUCCCCGCUGCCCAGCCCCAUCAGCCCCCGGUUUGAGGGCGUCCAGGCCACCCUCACCCCCACGCCACAGACUGGGGCAUCCCGACACUCAGCAGGGCGAGAUCUGCUUUACUUUGGUUCAUUGAAUCCCCGUAAAGAGGUCCACAUGCUUCAGCUCAUCCGUUUGUUCAGCCAGAGGUUACUGAGCAUCUCUUCAGCGCCAGGCCUUGCGAUCAUCCAGACGGAUUUUGAGAAGGCCCAUCGUUCGAAAAAGAUCCUCUCACUCUGCAACACCUUUGGAGGCGGGGUCUUUCUGGCCACGUGCUUCAAUGCUUUACUGCCGGCUGUGAGGGAAAAGCUCCAGAAAGUCCUGAGUCUUGGGCACAUCAGCACCGACUACCCACUGGCCGAGACCAUCAUGCUGCUGGGCUUCUUCAUGACCGUCUUCCUGGAGCAGCUCGUCCUGACCUUCCGCAAGGAGAGGCCGGCCUUUAUCGACCUGGAGACGUUCAAUGCCAGCUCGGACGUGGGCAGCGACUCAGAGUACGAGAGCCCCUUCAUGGGUGGCUCGCGGGGCCAUGCACUCUACGGGGAGCCCCACACACAUAGCCACGGGCUGAGUGUCCAGGAGCUGUCGCGCUCCAGCCCGUUGCGGCUCCUCAGCCUGGUCUUCGCCCUGUCGGCCCACUCGGUCUUCGAGGGCCUGGCCCUGGGCCUGCAGGAGGAGGGCGAGAAGGUGGUGAGCCUGUUCGUGGGGGUGGCCAUUCACGAGACGCUGGUGGCCGUGGCCCUGGGCAUCAGCAUGGCCAGGAGCGCCAUGGCCCUGAGGGACGCUGCCAAGGUGGCCGUCACCGUGAGCGCCAUGAUCCCCCUGGGCAUCAGCCUCGGCCUGGGCAUCGAGAGUGCCCAGGGCGUGCCCAGCAGCGUGGCCUCCGUGGUGCUGCAGGGCCUGGCAGGCGGUACUUUCCUCUUCGUCACUUUCUUUGAGAUCCUGGCCAAGGAGCUGGAGGAGAAGGGCGACCGGCUGCUCAAGGUCCUCUUCCUGGUGCUGGGCUACGCCGUCCUGGCGGGCAUGGUCUUCCUCAAGUGGUGACCAUCCCGCGCUGGGUGCCCGCCCCGCCCCCACCCAGCCAGAGCCUCGCCUCCCCUAAGGGUCCGAGCUCAGCCCCCGGGCUGCGCCUGCGCACAGAGGGGCCACCGGGGACUGCACUGAGCCCCAGAUCCUACACCCUGAGCCUUGGGGCACCGCUACUAAUUUUACAAAUUCUUCUCUUAAAAUUAUUCACCAAAGCUG
Mesoplodon densirostris (Blainville's beaked whale) is the source of this 1486-nucleotide messenger RNA. It is a transcript of the gene SLC39A3, whose product is annotated as solute carrier family 39 member 3. The record is from RefSeq and is a predicted model, not a curated record. Gene Ontology annotation, biological process: zinc ion transmembrane transport. Gene Ontology annotation, cellular component: plasma membrane. Lineage: Eukaryota; Metazoa; Chordata; Mammalia; Artiodactyla; Ziphiidae. The transcript has 5 exons. Bases 206 to 1285 code for a protein of 359 amino acids. Gene Ontology annotation, molecular function: zinc ion transmembrane transporter activity.